This is a messenger RNA of Daphnia magna, 1144 nucleotides long. RefSeq lists its product as uncharacterized. The coding region runs from base 145 to 996 and encodes 283 amino acids. Gene Ontology annotation, molecular function: structural constituent of chitin-based larval cuticle. The transcript has 2 exons. The record is from RefSeq and is a predicted model, not a curated record. Gene Ontology annotation, cellular component: chitin-based extracellular matrix. Lineage: Eukaryota; Metazoa; Arthropoda; Branchiopoda; Diplostraca; Daphniidae.
GCGAGGACAAAGGCAACGUUCCGCCUACAUUACGUUAUUGAGCGACAUCGGGAUCUCAACAGGUGGGCGAGUAUAAAAGAGUCGAAGCGCAGUCUUUCAAUAGCAUCCAUUCCGAGCUCCUCUUCCUUUCUUACGAGAACUAAAAUGAAGUCCACGAUUGCUUGCCUGUUGGUGUUGGCUGUUGCCACCCAAGCUCAAUACUUUGGCAACUACGGAUACGGACUUGGUGGAUAUGGCGCAUACUACGGAGGAUACUACCCCUACAACGGUGUUGUUCGCGCUGCUGCCGUUCCCGCUGCCUACCCCGUUGCUUAUGGUUACCCAUCUUUCUCCGCCAGCCAGUACCACGCCCAGGAUGAGCUCGGCCAGGCCCGUUUCGGCUACGCCCACCCAGGACAGGCCGCUACCAACAUUCAAGAUGCUUUCGGUAACCAAGUCGGAAGCUACGCUUACUUCAACCCGGAGGGUAAAGAGGUCCGCGUUUCCUACACCGCCGAUUCCCGAGGCUUCCGCGUCCUCUCAAACGACCUGCCCGUUGCCCCAGUCUCCAACUUGGUAGCCCCCGUCCCAGUCCAGGACACCCCCGAAGUUGCCCAAGCCAAGGCUGAACACGCUGCCGCUGUUACUGCCGCCAAGUCUGGAGUCGUCCCUGCUGCCCCCGUUGCUGCCGCUGUUGCCCUUCCGGCUCCAGUUCAGGACACACCCGAGGUAGCCGCUGCCAAGGCGCAAUUCGCCAUCAAAUACGCCGAGGCCAAAGCUGCCGCUACUCCGGCUGCUGCUCCAGUCCGCGCUAAACGCCAGAUCCUGAGCUACGGUGCCGCUCCAUUCGCUUACAACUACCCCGGCUACAACUACCCCGGCUACGCCGCUGCUCCUUUCGCUUACAAUUUCGCAGCUCCCGCUGUCGUGGCUGCCCCAGCAGUGCCCGUCCGUGAGGCCACUCUGACCAAAACCAUCCUCACCCCCGGACAUGCUGUUGCUUACCGCGUCGAUUAAACCAUCGAAAGUAUCUCAGGCUUCAUUCGUACUUCAGCCUCUCUUUUUGUUACAUUUGUUUUCUUUGCAAAUCCUUUUUUUUUUUUUAACCCAACGCAUUUUGUUAUACAAAAAAUAAAAGUUGACUUUAAAACAACAAAAAAACCAA